CGGGGAGCACGUGAGGGAGGACACCAACCGGAACUGCCCGGCCAAACGGUAAUUGCCGCGGCUACUAGCCCGCACAGGGGGACGUUGCGCGCAGGGCUUGGCGUAUAAUCCAGAAAUCUUCCACAAUGCUAGAGUCCUAUGUGACUCCCAUUUUAAUGAGUUAUGUGAAUCGCUAUAUUAAGAACUUGAAACCCUCAGAUCUGCAGCUGUCUCUAUGGGGAGGAGAUGUGGUUCUUAGCAAACUUGAAUUAAAGCUGGAUGUACUUGAACAGGAGCUGAAACUACCAUUUACUUUUUUAAGUGGACAUAUUCAUGAAUUACGAAUCCAUGUACCAUGGACAAAAUUAGGCUCAGAACCAGUUGUCAUCACUAUCAAUACAAUGGAGUGCAUCUUGAAACUGAAGGAUGGAGCCCAGGAAGACCAUGAAAGCAGUGGUUCCAGUUCAACGAACCUCAGUACUGCAGAGUAUGCAAAAUCAGCAGUAAAACAACGAAGAGUCCAGCAAACUUCUCCUUCUGAUCCUGAUUUACCUCCAGGUUACGUGCAGAGUUUGAUUAGGCGUGUAGUAAACAAUGUCAACAUUGUGAUCAAUAACCUCAUAUUAAAAUAUGUGGAAGAUGAUAUUGUUCUCUCAGUCAAUAUCACUUCUGCGGAAUGCUACACUGUCGAUGAAUUUUGGGAUCGUGCAUUUAUGGACAUCUCUGCAACUGAUCUAGUACUAAGGAAGGUGAUUAAUUUUUCUGACUGUACGGUAUGUCUUGAUAAGAGAAAUGCCAGUGGUAAAAUUGAAUUUUACCAGGACCCUCUUCUUUACAAGUGCUCCUUCAGAACUCGUCUGCAUUUUACUUAUGAUAACCUUAAUUCCAAGAUGCCGUCUGUUAUCAAAAUUCAUACAUUGGUUGAAAGUUUGAAGCUUUCCAUCACUGAUCAGCAGCUCCCUAUGUUUAUACGCAUAAUGCAGCUUGGAAUUGCUCUUUACUAUGGAGAACUGGGAAACUUUAAAGAAGGAGAAAAUGAAAACCUGGUUUGUAAUACUAAAGAUAUAUUGGGAAACAUCUCAGGUACAGAAGAUGAAACAGUUUCAGAUAUGCAAUAUUCUACCCAGUGUAUUAACCAAGAACCCUACAUGCAUCAAGAUGAUGAUCAGCAGCAGGGAUGGGUUUCCUGGGCCUGGUCUUUUGUUCCUGCUAUUGUGAGUUAUGAUGAUGGAGAGGAUGACUUCACUGGAACAGAAUGUGGAACUAUACUGCAUCAGCAGAAAUCCCAGGUCCUUAAGGAUCCUAUUAUUUCUGUUGGGUUUUACUGCACAAAGGCAACUGUGACAUUCAAGCUUACUGAAAUGCAAGCUGAAAGUAGUUAUUAUAGCCCUCAGAAAGUAAAAUCCAAAGAAGUUAUACGUUGGGAGCAAGAAGGAACCACAAUUGAGGUGCUUAUGAUGGGGGAACCGUUUUUUGACUGCCAAAUAGGUUUUGUUGGUUGCCAAGCAAUGUGCCUUAAAGGAAUAAUGGGGGUUAAAGACUUUGAAGAGAAUGUGAACAGAAGUGAUGAAGAUGCCUACUUCUUCAGUUGUGGAGAAAAUCUGAGUACAAAAGGCAUGACGUACCUUACCAAUUCACUAUUUGAUUAUAGAAGUCCAGAAAAUAAUGGUAUUCGUGCGGAAUUUAUUUUGGAUGCAGCUCAUCAUAAGGAGACAUACUCAGAGAUAGCUGGAAUGCAGAGGUUUGGUGCCUUUUACAUGGAUUACUUGUACACAAUGGAAAGCACCUGUGGCAAAGUUUCUGGAAAUCAGCAAGACCUUUCUUCAGCAAAGAGUGAAGAUUUUGUAAAUAUGCAGGAGAUGUCUACAAAAAGCCUAAUUGUAGGUCCACUUUAUCUUCGAUUGGAUAGCAGUGCAGGACACAGGAUUAUGAAAAUGAUAGCUUGUGCUGUGGAACAUGAAUAUGAGCCAUAUAACAAGCCCAAAGCAGAUAUUGUGGAAGGAAAUAAAACUACACCAAACUCAGAAGAAAAAACAUCUUUGGAGGAAUACGUUCCAACUCGACUUACAAGUUUUACCAUUCUUAAGUGCACCAUUACCGUCUCUAUGGCUGAAUUCAAUUUACUGGGCCAUUUGCUCCCUAUAAUAAUGGGACAGAAGAGUUCAUGUGGUUUGUUAAACGCUAUAAGCUUCCAGCCUUUAAGGCCUUUGCCUGCUAUUAGAAUAUUGGUGGACAAAAUUAACCUGGAACAUUCUGUGCCAAUGUACGCUGAACAACUUGUGCAAACGGUCAGCAGCCUUAGCCAGCCUUCUGAUAACCUGCUUCAUUACUGUUAUGCACACUGCUACCUUAAGAUAUUUGGUUUUCAGGCAGGACUGACUUCUUUGGACAUUAGAGGAUCAUACUGUUUACCUGCUUCAAUUAUCCCCUCUUUCAGUACUGCUGUUUAUGGCAAACUGCUUAAAUUUCCCAAAUAUUGGACCAAGCGAUCUCAUGUUCCACAAACAGAAUGCAUAUUUGAACUUCCAAAUCUGACAGUUCAAGCAACUAGAGCCCAGACGCUUCUGCUACAAACCAUUUAUCAGAGCUGGUUUCAUCAUGUUGGAAAUAUCAGUUCUGCUGUGGUAAAUGAAGUUUUGCUGAAUGAAGUCUUCCAAACAUUAGGUGUGAAAUCUAAGAAUCCCCUGCCAACUCUUGAGGGCUCAGUCCAGAAUGUUGAAUUGAAGUACUGCAGCACAUCAUUGGUCAAAUGUGCCUCUGGGACCGUGGGAUCAAUAAAAAUUUGCGCCAAAGCCCCAGGUGAUGGUGGAAAAGAGAAGCUGAUUCCUUUAGUUCAAGGCCCUUCUGACACCAGAGACCUACACAGCAGCAAAUGGCUCAAUGAAAGUAGAAAGCCAGAAUCUCUCUUAGCUCCAGAUUUGGUAGCUUUUACAAUCCAGAGUCCACAGUAUAUGGAUUACUGCCAUAAUUCUGGUGCUGUACUUUUGGCCAGUGUGCAGGGAUUAGCAGUCAAUAUUGAUCCAGUCUUAUAUACUUGGCUUCUGUACCAACCUCAGAAACGAAGUAGUAGACACAUCCAACAGCAGCCUGUAGGAGCUGUUUCUCUUGGCAUUCCAGUAACAAGAAAAAAAGAGGAUGAGGUAUCAGUUGGAAGCAUGCCUUUGGCAAAGCAGCAGUCAAAUCAAGCUUCUGAGUAUGCCAGCAGCCCUGUUAAAACAAAAACUGUAACAGAAUCUAGGCCUCUGUCGCUUCCACUGAAAGCCAUGUUGACCUCAUCUGAAACCAGCAGAAAUCCUGAAGAGAGAAUGAAAGAAUGUAUUGGGACAGUCUGGAAUGCUGUUAAAUGCCUUACACUUCAGCUUGAAGUGCAGUCAUGUUGUGUGUUUGUUCCAAACGAUAGCCUCCCUUCCCCAAGUACAAUUGUGUCCGGUGACAUUCCUGGAACUGUCCGAAGUUGGUACCAUGGACAAGCUGGUAUGCCUGGUACAGUUGUUCUUUGCUUGCCCCAGAUAAAAAUUAUGAGUGCUGGACACAAAUACAUGGAACCACUACAAGAAAUCCCUUUUGUUGUGCUAAGAUCAAUUCUCGAAGAAGGUGAUGCCUUCCCUUGGACAAUCAGUCUACAUCAUUUCAGUGUGUAUACUCUUCUUGGACAACAAAUGACACUUAAUUUAGUAGAACCCAUGGGCUGUACUUCUACUCUAGCUGUCACUUCACAAAAACUAGUUGCCUCAGGGCCAGAAUCCAGACACUCGUUUGUUGUCUGCCUCCACGUCGACCUUGAGUCACUAGAAAUAAAAUGCUCGAACCCCCAGGUACAGCUUCUGUAUGAACUGGCUGAUACCAUGAGCAAAGUGUGGAAUAAGAUUCAGAAAAAAGGGAUGCUGUAUCAGUCUUCUGUCUACACAGAAUCCAUUACAGGGCCUGCUCCUCCUACCUCUCCAAUUAAAAGUAGUGUUGGGACAGCUCCACCAGAUACCAGUACAUAUAGCCCAUCUGGUGACUUUGGAACCACUACAGAGGCUGAUUCUGUACAAGGUGGUGAUGAUUCACCAUUCUCAGACUCUGUUACCUUGGAGCAAACAACAAGUAACAUUGGAGUAUCAAGUGGACGUGUCAGUUUGUGGAUGCAGUGGAUGUUGCCAAAAAUUACUGUAAAACUAUUUGCACCAGAUCCUGGAAGCAAAGGCACAGAGAUUUGUGUUGUCAGUGAAUUAGAAGAUCUCAGCGCCUCAGUAGAUAUGCAAGAUGUAUACACCAAAGUUAAAUGUAAAAUAGAAAGCUUCAACAUUGACCACUACAGAAACAGCCUUGGGGAAGACUGUUGGUCUCUGGGGCAAUAUGGAGGUGUAUUCCUUUCCUGUACUGACAAGCUGAACAGACGUACCUUGUUGGUUCGACCCGUCAGCAAGCAGGACCCUUUCAGUAAUUUCUCUGGCUUCUUUCCUCCUACAACUGCAAAACUUUUAGAAGGGUCACACCAACAACAUGGAUUUCUCUCUCUCACUUAUACAAAGGCUGUGACAAAAAAUGUCCGGCACAAGUUGAUAUCAAGAAAUGAACGAAGAACUUUCUAUAAGCUAUCUGAAGGUCUUAAUGAUGGUUCUCCUCAUUUUCUUCAUGAGAUCCUUCUUUCUGCUCAGGCAUUUGAUGUUGUCCUAUGUUUUCCUUUGCUUAAUGCAAUUGCAAGUAUAUUUCAAGCAAGUCUGCCAAAGAAUCAAAAAGAGAAAAGCAAAUCACCUGGCCAACCCAUGAGGACUCAUACUCUAACAUCUCGGAACUUGCCUCUGAUUUAUAUCAACACAGGUGUAAUGAGAGUCUUCUUUCCCAAAACUGAGGAAAUGCAACAUGAUACAGGAGUUGAAGCUAAUCAGGCAAUAAAAGAAGACACUUUGAUUCUCAAGAUUGGGUCUGUCUCAAUGGCUCCCCAGGCUGACAACCCUCUUAGCAGAGCUAUACUCAGAAAAGAUAUUUACCAGAGAGCACUUAAUCUGGGAAUACUUCGGGACCCCGGAUCAGAGGUUGAAGACAGACAAUACCAAAUAGAUCUUCAGUCUAUCAACAUUGGUACUGCGCAGUGGGAUCAAUUGAAACCUGAAAAGGACAGUAGUAAAGGAGGUGUGCUGACAGAGAAUGAAAGAAAUUCUCAAAACCCAGCGCUUGAGUGGAAUAUGGCUAGUAGCAUAAGGAGGCAUCAGGAACGGAGAGCAAUUUUAACUCCAAUUUUAACAGAUUUCACAGUGCGAAUAACUGCAGCUCCUGCAAUCAUUUUCACAAAAAUAAUUUCACCCGAAAACUUGCACACAGAGGAUAUUUUAGUGUGCGGACAUUCUUUGGAGGUGAAUAUGACCACAAACCUGGACUUCUUCCUCAGCGUAGCUCAAGUACGACUUCUACAGCAGCUAGUACAAGCCAAUUUGAUUGGACUAGAGCCUUCUGACAAGGUCACUGAGGUAGGUUAUAUAACCUGUUUUCUUUUAGCAUUACUCUGGCUCACAUCAGACAUUUAUGUUGUUUGGUGGAAGAAAAAAACGUGUAAGUAAAUGAAUUAUUCACAUUAUUGUUUAUCAAGCUUUACGUAUACUGUAGACCACUGAUCUACAGUGGUUUCACACAGUUCCUCAACCAGGGGAUUCUCUGCCAGUCAGUAUGAGCUUUCAGGGUCCUCUUAAAUCACUUCAAUCCUUUUACCUUGUGUAACAGGACAGAGCACAAGUGAAGAUUUCACCCAAUUUUUAUGUAAGUGCUGACUCUGUUUGAUACUGUACAGAACACAGACGAAGAGAUAAUUUCUGCCCCUUACACCUUACCUGCUAAAUAGACAGUGUAUAAUGUACUGGGAGACCGAGAGGAAGGGUCCACAUAUGAGAUCCUCAUAAUGAGGUUGGCUUUUCUUAUAAUACAAAAAGUAUUAGGCUUCUCUUCCAAAUCUGAGACAAGAUAAUGUAGCAGUGAUCUGCCAGGUUUUUAAAGAAACAGAAGUCUUUGUUGUCUAACAGACAUGUGAUGCAUUCUGGAUAUAAUUUAUGUUCUGGAGAGAGUCCACAUGUGAAUUGCCAAUAACAAAGAUAGGCCCUCAUCCUGUUGCUUCAAGCAAUACUCAGAGCUCCACGGGCAUAUAAUGUUGAAAUGGACCAGGUGAAAGUCUGUCAUUUCACACUUUUUAAUGAUUCACAGCAUGAGGCAACUGGGAAACUUUUUAGUUCAUGUUUCUUGUUUAGCAUAUUUUGUUUCUCUUUAGAGACACCUGGAUAGAUCACAUGUAACCGAGUAAUAAGCAGAGGUCACUAAUAAAAAAUGCAUUUGUGCAGUCUCUAAAAUGAAGGAGAUGAGGGAAUACCUUGAAUUUCUUGAGGUUAUAGCUUAUAAGAAAUGUAAGUGUUUUACCUUCUGUUCAUCCCCUGCUAAACACAAUGGGAAGACUUGCCUUGAAAUGCAUCUGACAGAGUUUUUGUUAAGGAUCUGUCAAAGACAGUUUACAUUUAUGCUGAAAAAUUAGCUUGUAACUGAGGUUGUAGAACACUGGAGUUUUCUAAGAAUAUGAGACUAUAGUCUAAAGCAGCGGUGGACAACCUGCAGGCUAUCAGGUUAAUCUGAUUGCAGGCCAUACGACAUUUUCCCAACGUUGACUGUUCAUAGGCACUGCUCCCCACACUCCCAGUAGCCAUGGUUCUCUAUUCUCAGUCAAUGGGAGCAGAGAAGGCAGUGCCUGCAGACAGUCAACAUUAACAAAACGUCUUUCAGCCCACAGCUAGGUUAUCCUGAUGGCUCGCAUGUGGGCCACAGGUUGCCCACAACUU
Messenger RNA from Pelodiscus sinensis (Chinese soft-shelled turtle), 6779 nucleotides. NCBI's taxonomy places the organism in Eukaryota, Metazoa, Chordata, Testudines, Trionychidae. The record is from RefSeq and is a predicted model, not a curated record.